Condylostylus longicornis is the source of this 2669-nucleotide messenger RNA. RefSeq lists its product as uncharacterized. Gene Ontology annotation, biological process: negative regulation of centriole replication. Gene Ontology annotation, molecular function: microtubule binding. NCBI's taxonomy places the organism in Eukaryota, Metazoa, Arthropoda, Insecta, Diptera, Dolichopodidae. The transcript has 15 exons. The record is from RefSeq and is a predicted model, not a curated record. Bases 102 to 2330 code for a protein of 742 amino acids.
UUUUUUUUUAUUUUUUUUUUAUUAUUAUUAUUCUAAUUUAUAACAAAAUUAUAAACAUUGUUUUUAUUUAAAUUUUAGUUUAAACUUGCCAUUUUAAAACAAUGUCGGUGGAAAAAUUUUCGAAAUCAAACGAUUUCAAUUUUCCGAGAUUGAGAAAAUAUCCAGAUAGAGCAUAUCAAUCAACUUUUUGCUUGAAUACUCCUAAUUUGGGAGCAUCAAACAAUGCAACAAAGUCAAAUUUAACAUUUUCAAAUAUUAAAGAAGCACCGAGAAAGCUCCAUUCGGAAUACCGGAGUACAUAUCGUUGGCAUGAAUUUGCUGCGAAUGCAAAGCAGGAAGUUGUACGCCGGCCACCAGCUCCGAAUCAGUUUUCUCAAAUCAAUGAACCGCCUUUACCAAGACGUAAAAAAUGCCCUGAAUUAGCAUAUAAAACACAUGAGUUUAUAAUUGGUUCUGAAAUAACAAAAGCAACUGGUCGUGCCCGGCCUGAAGAGCGUGGAACUCCUUCAAGAAGGAGUAAAUCUGAGGGUCCACAUGGUGUUCCAAAUGGAAGGGUAUUCCCAAUUUCUACAAUGCAAGAAACAACCGAUGGAAUUGAUCAUGGAGUUACUACAGCGCAGACGGGUGAGUCUAGUGGCAUCUUCAAAAAGACAAUUUCAAAAUUGAGUACUGAAUAUCGACUGCAAUUCGUUUGGCCUCGUAGAGCAAUCAAAGGGCCAAACGAUCCAGAUCAACCAAAAAAAUCGAUAUCAAUGAGUGCUAUCAAACCAUCACAAUCAAAUGUUUUGCCAACGGUUCAUAAAAAACGAACACCAAGUCGAAAAGAAGCUGCCGUACAUGAAUUGGAGCCCCUAGUUAAUCAUGUUGAUGAAAAGAAACCAAGUGAAAAGCAAGUAACUAUUGCGGAGCCGAAAACAACACGCCCAUUUUCUCAAUUAAUUGAUCAAGAAAGAGCAAAUCAUUUCAUAACUAGAAAGGAAAAUUUUGGAUUCGAAGAUAUUAAAAGUAAAUCUUUUGAUGAAAAUAAAAAUGCAAGUCCUUAUAAUAAUGAAGAAUGGUAUAAGGAAGUUAUUGAAUUAAGAAAAAAAGCUGGGGAAUACAAGCAUCGGGGUUGGGGUAUUGAAAUAGAUCCGGAUUUACAUAAAAAACAAAAAGAUCUAUGGGAUCAAGUUUCAAAAAGAAGUUCACUAUCAGCAUUGUCUUUAGCUUCAACUGUUCAUAGACCUAUUACCAAAGAAGAAAAAGAAAAAGAAAAUAAUAAAAAAUCAAUUCCAUCAAAAAAAUUUAGAGACGUUGUUGAUAAUCGUAUCAUCGAUGAACCAAUACUGCCAGCUCGUGUACAAACAAUACGUCAUCAUUUAGAACGUACAACUGGACCUGAUGUUGAAGAAGGAGCAUUACUGCCUUCCCCUACUAGAGAGAAAUUAAUGCCAGCUAUUACAAAACGUGAAUCUGAAUCACAAAGAGGAAGUCCAAAAAAAAGUGUACCAUCACGUCAUGGUAGUCCACAGAAAGGUAGUCCACAAAAAGGAAGCCCUAAGAAAACUUAUAAAGCUCGUUCGCAAUCGGUUGGUCCAGGAGCUGCUGUUGAAGCAAAUGAAUCAUCACCAAAACGUCAAUUGCGUUCAACUAGCACUGCACCAUCAUCAGCACCACCUGCUACAAAAGUAUCUAAGAAACCUGGAUCAGCAGUUCCUGCCCCUACUACUACUACCACUGAAAGAAAACCAAGACCUUAUGACGAUGCUGGCCAUGAUGCCGGUGUAUCAGUUUCAAGUUGUAGUCCACAAUUAGCUCCUGAGCAAAUUGAACAUAUUGUUAAAUCACCACCUGAGCCAACUCGGGUUAAAUCGCCAGAACAAAUAAUUAUGCGUUCACCAGAUCCAGUUAAUUGGACUGUACCAUUAGAUACUGGUAAAACAUUUACUGUGACACAAAAUGUUAAGGAUGGUGAAAAUAUUAGCCGCCCUCAAAGUGAAAUUAAAGCAUCUACACCAAUUGACAGAGCAUUACCAGCAAUACAUUCAGCUCCUCCAGAAUUAACAGAACAAGCAAAACUUGAUGCUUGGAAAAAUGCAACUGAAAUCAAAAAGGAUGAUUUUAGUGGCACAACAAUAUUCAUUCAACAAAAUGACAGUACACCAACAACAAGUGCAUCCACAAUACGUACAUCAAUCGAUGGUAGUAUUUCAAUUGUAGAACCUUCUGAACUUGGUCAUUCACAACAACAGCGCACUUCUACAGCGAUAACUGCUUCAGAUGUUUUAGAAAAGGCUCGUGAUCGUUUUGAUAGAUUCUGGGGCAGCAACAAUAAAGAGGACAGUGUCUAAAUAUUGAAAAUUUAGAAUUUUCUGAAUUAUUCUUUUUCUGUUCUCUUUUUUUAUCAUCAACAAAAAAACAAACAAACUUUAAUUCCCAAUAACUAUACUUAUAUGGCAAAAUAAACGAAAAAAUUUGGAAAAAAUUAAUUAAAAAUACACAAAUCAAAACAAAAAAAAAAUACAUGUCACUUUUAAAACUGAAUUUCAUUCUUCGUGUAUUCGUAAAUAUAUAUACAAUAACAUAGAUAUGAAGCUGAAUACAUUCAACAAUAAAAAAACAACAUCAACAUUCAACAAUAUAAAUGAAAAAAGAAAAAAGAUAUUAUUUUAUACAAAAAAAUCCAAUAU